AUGGCGCAGCAGGACCAGGGUGAGAAGGAGAACCCCAUGAGGGAGCUGCGCAUUCGCAAGCUCUGCCUGAACAUCUGCGUCGGAGAGAGUGGCGACAGGCUCACUCGCGCGGCCAAAGUGCUGGAGCAGCUCACGGGGCAGACGCCCGUUUUCUCCAAAGCUCGGUACACCGUCCGCUCCUUUGGGAUCCGGAGGAACGAGAAGAUUGCCGUUCAUUGCACUGUGCGUGGGGCGAAAGCUGAAGAGAUCUUGGAGAAAGGCUUGAAGGUGCGAGAAUACGAGCUGAGGAAGAACAACUUCUCCGACACCGGCAACUUUGGGUUUGGAAUCCAGGAGCACAUCGAUUUGGGGAUUAAAUAUGAUCCCAGCAUUGGGAUUUAUGGCUUGGACUUUUACGUGGUUCUGGGCAGGCCAGGAUUCAGCAUUGCCGACAAGAAGCGCCGGACUGGCCGCAUUGGAGCCAAGCACCGCAUCAGCAAAGAGGAGGCCAUGCGCUGGUUCCAGCAGAAGUAUGAUGGCAUCAUCCUUCCAGGCAAAUGA
Ailuropoda melanoleuca (giant panda) is the source of this 540-nucleotide messenger RNA. RefSeq names its product 60S ribosomal protein L11-like. NCBI's taxonomy places the organism in Eukaryota, Metazoa, Chordata, Mammalia, Carnivora, Ursidae. Gene Ontology annotation, molecular function: structural constituent of ribosome. The record is from RefSeq and is a predicted model, not a curated record. Gene Ontology annotation, cellular component: ribosome. Gene Ontology annotation, biological process: translation. The transcript has a single exon. Bases 1 to 540 code for a protein of 179 amino acids.